Messenger RNA from Candidula unifasciata, 621 nucleotides. The record is from the annotation of a GenBank genome assembly. NCBI's taxonomy places the organism in Eukaryota, Metazoa, Mollusca, Gastropoda, Stylommatophora, Geomitridae.
AUGCCCGAGCGUGUGUGUGUGCGCGCACACGCGCGCGGGCGUCUGUGUGGGCGUUCGUGCUGGUUCUACCCAACAUGGACUAUGUGGAUCCUGAGCACUCCUGUGGUUGUCUCACUGGGGAUAAAUUUCAUCCUCCUGCUGAACAUUCUUCGUAUUUUGUUGUCAAAGAUAAGAGCUUUCAACACAGCAGAGCACAAUCAGAACAGACGAGCAGUGAAGGCCACUCUGAUUCUGGUACCACUGUUGGGCCUGCAGAACCUGCUUACACUGGUCAAACCUCCCUUGGAUGACCAAGCUACCUUUGCAUGGAACAUUACCUCGGCGGUGCUUGUUUCUUUCCAGGGCGCUGCGGUGGCUUUGAUAUUCUGUUUCUUUAAUGGCGAGGUGUUAACUGUGCUGAAAAGGAAAUGGGACCAGUGGCGCCACAACUAUGAUCCUGCAUUCGUGGGAAGACCAUCCUCAAACAGCACAACAGUGGUUAUCGCCCUUGAUGACGCCACCACUGCAAGUAUCGUUUUUAAAAACGGAACCACAAAAAUGUGCUCUCAAAACGACAAGGAGGCAUUGGAGAAGCAGCUCAUGGUAGAAGACAACAUAACUGAGAGCAGAAAUGAGGCAUAG